Pteropus alecto (black flying fox) is the source of this 1625-nucleotide messenger RNA. It is a transcript of the gene POU4F1, whose product is annotated as POU class 4 homeobox 1. The transcript has 3 exons. Bases 274 to 1155 code for a protein of 293 amino acids. Gene Ontology annotation, biological process: regulation of transcription by RNA polymerase II. Lineage: Eukaryota; Metazoa; Chordata; Mammalia; Chiroptera; Pteropodidae. Gene Ontology annotation, molecular function: DNA-binding transcription factor activity, RNA polymerase II-specific; RNA polymerase II cis-regulatory region sequence-specific DNA binding. The record is from RefSeq and is a predicted model, not a curated record.
UCAGGUGUUAGAGGAGUGCAUCCCGUCCGCGCGCGGGGCUAGAGCUCUUGGAGAAGUGGGAUCGCGAGGCCGGCGCGCCGCGCUCUGCGCGGUCAAAGGGAGCGCGGGGCGGCAGCGGCGGCAGCAGGAGCAGCAGCAGUCCCCCACGCGACCGCCGCCUCCGCGCCGCCAGCCGCCGCGGCUCAGCCUCCAAAGGGAGGCCAGGAUAGCCGGCGUGCGCACUUUCCCGCGGACUUUCGGACUGUUUGUGGAUUUAUAUGCCAAGCCAUCAAGAUGAUGUCCAUGAACAGCAAGCAGCCUCACUUUGCCAUGCAUCCUACCCUCCCUGAGCACAAGUACCCGUCGCUGCACUCCAGCUCCGAGGCCAUCCGGCGGGCCUGCCUGCCCACGCCGCCGCUGCAGAGCAACCUCUUCGCCAGCCUAGACGAAACGCUGCUGGCGCGGGCCGAGGCGCUGGCGGCCGUGGACAUCGCCGUGUCCCAGGGCAAGAGCCACCCGUUCAAGCCGGACGCCACGUACCACACGAUGAACAGCGUGCCAUGCACGUCCACGUCGACCGUGCCGCUGGCGCACCACCACCACCACCACCAUCAUCAUCAGGCGCUCGAGCCGGGCGACCUGCUGGACCACAUCUCGUCGCCCUCGCUCGCGCUUAUGGCUGCGUCCAUCUGCGACUCGGACACGGACCCGCGCGAGCUCGAGGCGUUCGCGGAGCGCUUCAAGCAGCGGCGUAUCAAGCUGGGCGUGACGCAGGCCGACGUGGGCUCGGCGCUGGCCAACCUCAAGAUCCCGGGCGUGGGCUCGCUCAGCCAGAGCACCAUCUGCAGGUUCGAGUCGCUCACGCUCUCGCAUAACAACAUGAUCGCGCUCAAGCCCAUCCUGCAGGCGUGGCUCGAGGAGGCCGAGGGCGCGCAGCGCGAGAAAAUGAACAAGCCUGAGCUCUUCAACGGCGGCGAGAAGAAGCGCAAGCGGACUUCCAUCGCCGCGCCCGAGAAGCGCUCUCUCGAGGCCUACUUCGCCGUACAACCUCGGCCCUCGUCCGAGAAGAUAGCCGCCAUCGCCGAGAAACUGGACCUCAAAAAGAACGUGGUGCGGGUGUGGUUUUGCAACCAGAGACAGAAGCAGAAGAGGAUGAAAUUCUCCGCCACUUACUGAGGGGUGUGGGGGGUGCCGGGUGGGACGGACCGGGGAGCUGAAGGGGCAUUGUGGGGGCUUUUCCCUGGCCUGCUUCCCCCCGGAUUUGGAGUGUCCGUUAUCCUGCUUGCAUUUGGAGAGUCGCUCCUCGGGCGCUCUCUUCCGCCCCCUUUCUGCUCUCCUUGCCCUUACCUUCCCCCCAGCCUAGACUGGGGUAUUGGGUGUGGACACUGGAAAGGAUGGCGGGGAGAAGGAGCAUUUGGAUGAGCGGGGAGUAGGGUAAGGAAAGCGGAGACUGGAGAAGAGGUUUCGAGGAGCAGGAAGGUUCUAGGGGUUAGGGUGGGGGGAGACUCGGGAAGGGUAGGGAAAUGAACUGUUUUGGACCAGAGACACUUAUCAAAAUCUCCUGGGGACCAAGUAUCUAUGUACAAAAACAAACCUACCAACCACCAAAAACUAAACGAAUAAAGACAAACUAAAACAAAACAGAA